CUACAACAAAGCAAUAAGUUCCAUUCUCGGGCUUUGAGUUACCUUAGAGGAGUUUCUAAAUCUGCUCAUUCUCCGGCAGGGACCAUUAAAAGCUGACGUUUGUUGUCUCAGAAAGAGCAGACCAACGUGAAAGAUUUAUAGCUGCUGCAAUAUGUACUUGGCAGUGAAGAUCGCUCUCAUUCUUUGCGUCUUGCAGUUGACGAAUUUAUCAAACACUGAUGCACAAAGAAUUCAGAAGAAAAGGAAGCAUUGUCCAUACUGGAAAUACAGAUGUGAAAGUGGACAGUGCAUAUACAAAUACAAAAAAUGUGAUGGUGAAAAAGAUUGCUUUGAUGGUUCAGACGAACGAGACUGUCCUUCCUCAUCUUCUAAGCCAGAACCAAGUCCAACAUCAUCUUACUGCCCAUACUGGAAAUUCAAAUGCGGAAACCGACAGUGUAUCUACGAACACCAAAGAUGUAACGGUAACUGGGAUUGCUCUGAUGGUUCAGACGAACGAUACUGUCCUUCCUCAUCUUCCAAGCCAGCUCCAAGUCCAACAUCGUCUUACUGCCCAUACUGGAAAUUCAAAUGCGGAAACCGACAGUGUAUCUACGAACACCAAAGAUGUAACGGUAACUGGGAUUGCUCUGAUGGUUCAGACGAACGAGACUGUCCUUCCUCAUCUUCCAAGCCAGCUCCAAGUCCAACAUCGUCUUACUGCCCAUACUGGAAAUUCAGAUGCGGAAACCGACAGUGUAUCUACGAACACCAAAGAUGUAACGGUAACUGGGAUUGCUCUGAUGGUUCAGACGAACGAGACUGUCCUUCCUCAUCUUCCAAGCCAGCUCCAAGUCCAACAUCGUCUUACUGCCCAUACUGGAAAUUCAGAUGCGGAAACGGACAGUGUAUCUACGAACACCAAAGAUGUAACGGUAACUGGGAUUGCUCUGAUGGUUCAGACGAACGAGACUGUCCUUCCUCAUCUUCCAAGCCAGCUCCAAGUCCAACAUCGUCUUACUGCCCAUACUGGAAAUUCAGAUGCGGAAACGGACAGUGUAUCUACGAACACCAAAGAUGUAACGGUAACUGGGAUUGCUCUGAUGGUUCAGACGAACGAGACUGUCCUUCCUCAUCUUCCAAGCCAGCUCCAAGUCCAACAUCGUCUUACUGCCCAUACUGGAAAUUCAGAUGCGGAAACGGACAGUGUAUCUACGAACACCAAAGAUGUAACGGUAACUGGGAUUGCUCUGAUGGUUCAGACGAACGAGACUGUCCUUCCUCAUCUUCCAAGCCAGCUCCAAGUCCAACAUCGUCUUACUGCCCAUACUGGAAAUUCAGAUGCGGAAACGGACAAUGUAUCUACAAAUACCAAAGAUGUAACGGUAACUGGGAUUGCUCUGAUGGUUCAGACGAACGAGACUGUCCUUCCUCAUCUUCCAAGCCAGCUCCAAGUCCAACAUCGUCUUACUGCCCAUACUGGAAAUUCAGAUGCGGAAACGGACAGUGUAUCUACGAACACCAAAGAUGUAACGGUAACUGGGAUUGCUCUGAUGGUUCAGACGAACGAUACUGUCCUUCCUCAUCUUCCAAGCCAGCUCCAAGUCCAACAUCGUCUUACUGCCCAUACUGGAAAUUCAGAUGCGGAAACGGACAAUGUAUCUACAAAUACCAAAGAUGUAACGGUAACUGGGAUUGCUCUGAUGGUUCAGACGAAGAAGACUGUCCCUCUUAAUCUCGCCAGCCAGCACCAGGUCCAAAAUUAUCUCACUGAUUAUUUGAAGAAAGAAGUGUACUUAUCUUAAACCCUUUUAGCAUAAUCUGAUAAUAUUGUUUCACUUACUUUUACUUUAUUCAGCUUUGCACAGCUUUCUUUGCUUCACUAGCACACAUAAAUUAAUACACACCUUGAUGUAUUGCUUUAAUAAAAGAAUUCGCUGAGAAUGAUCUUGA
Molecule: messenger RNA, 1932 nt
Organism: Rhopilema esculentum
Lineage: Eukaryota; Metazoa; Cnidaria; Scyphozoa; Rhizostomeae; Rhizostomatidae
Source: RefSeq, a predicted model, not a curated record